CACGCGAUAAAUAGUAUGAAUAGUAAUAUCGGAUACUGAACAGAAAAUAGAAAAGUAUCAAAAUAAAUUCAAAUCACACCAUCGUGACAGUUGGCUCCCCCACAAAAUAUUAAAUAUUAAUUAUUACCAGACUAAAUAAAUUUAAGGUAUAUAUAUAUAAGUAUAUAUAUCAUAAAUGCUGAUAUAUCAAAUGUGGAGAAAAUUUCCAAAAUUAAUAUUCUCAAGUCAAGGAACAAGUACGAGUACAAAUCCAAAUAUUACAAGUAGUAAAAUAGCUAUACGAACUAUAAUGACUAAGAAUAGAAUUCGAAUAGAAUCAAUUUCAAGUUUAAAACUGCAUGAAGGUGGAAAGAAAAUUAUACCUAAUUAUGUUAAAACUUCUGUACUAUCAAAACUUCAUAGAGUUGAAUGGCCAAGUCGUUUAGAAAAUAUAUAUAUUGUUAAAAAGCCAUGGAAUUAUAAUGUUCGAGAUGCUAUGAUUCAAGUAAUUGAACAUUUACAUGGGAAUUAUCCUCAAGUUAAAAUCAUUGUUAAUAAAACUGUUGCUGAUGAACUUUGGGAAGAAUGUAAUGGAACUAAAAAAUCAAAUGAAUUAAUUAAUGAUUUAGUAAUUUAUACUGGUGAAAUUGAAGAUAUUGUUGAUAAAACUGAUUUAAUUAUUACAUUAGGAGGGGAUGGAACAAUUUUAAGAGCAGUAAGUGUAUUUCUGAAUGUAAUUGUACCUCCAGUAUUAAGUUUUGCCUUAGGAACUUUAGGAUUUCUUUUACCAUUUGAUUUUAAAGCUUUUGAAUCAACUUUUAAAGAAGUUUAUGAAAAUAAAGCUCAAGCACUUCAUAGAACUAGAUUAGAAUGUCAUUUAAUUGGGAAAGAUAAAAAUUUACAACUGUCAGGAAGUCCAGGAAUGAUUCAUGCAAUGAAUGAUAUUGUAUUACAUAGAGGUAGUCAACCAAAUCUUACUGCAUUAGAUAUUAUAAUUGAUGGUGAAUUAUUAACUACUACAACAUGUGAUGGAAUAGUAUUAAGUACUCCUACUGGUUCAACAGCUUAUAGUUUAAGUUCAGGAGGUUCUAUAACUCAUCCUUCUGUACCUUGUAUUUUAUUAACUCCAAUUUGUCCAAGAUCACUUUCAUUUCGUCCAUUAAUUUUACCUGCAACAUCUCAUAUAAUAAUUCAAAUUAAUGAAAGUAAUCGAAAUGGUGCAAUUAAAUUAAGUAUUGAUGGAAUUUCUCAAGCUGAUAUGAAACCAGGUGAUCAAAUUCAUGUAAAUAGUGAUAAAACAAAUGGUGGUGAUUCUGCUAAUGGUAUAUGGUGUUUUGCUAGAAGUGAACAUGAUUGGACUAAGGAUAUAAAUGAAUUAUUAGGGUUUAAUUCUUCAUUUAGAGCUCAAAAGCAAGGUCAUCAUAUAUAAUAAAUGAUGUAUUAUGUAUAGUAUAAUUAUAGAUUUUCAAUCAUGAAUAUUACUAAAGCUUUAUAGUAUAUGUAUUAGAUAUUUUUAUAUAUGAGUAUAAAUGCAAUACAGAAAUUAGCAAACUAGUG
Scheffersomyces amazonensis is the source of this 1536-nucleotide messenger RNA. It is a transcript of the gene POS5, whose product is annotated as NADH kinase. The coding region runs from base 176 to 1408 and encodes 410 amino acids. Lineage: Eukaryota; Fungi; Ascomycota; Pichiomycetes; Serinales; Debaryomycetaceae. The transcript has a single exon. The record is from RefSeq and is a predicted model, not a curated record. Gene Ontology annotation, molecular function: NAD+ kinase activity. Gene Ontology annotation, biological process: NADP+ biosynthetic process; NAD+ metabolic process.